UCUUCCCUUCAAUGGACUCCACUACAGAAUCAACCGAUCCGAUGAGCUUCGAUGUGGACGAAUGGGACGAGAACUUCAUUAACGAAGUUUUUCAGGUCGAGCUCGGGUUAUGCUCCAAAAAUGCCGUCGUUAAUCCUAUCGCUCCUCCGCCUCCACCGAACCCUAGCUCCUCUUAUCUGCUGGAGCAAGAGGCAUUUGACCACUGGGAACUGCCCCCACCUUUUCGUUCGGAACGCGCGGGUUUGUCUUCUUCUGGGGUCCAUGCGGGUGGCAGCGAUAUAUGCUUCUCUCCGCCGCGGGAGUUAUCGCAGAGGUUUAAAGAAGUGUCUGAAGAUGCUCCGGUUGGGGAUGGUUGCGUGAUGGUUGAGAGUAGGAUUUCUAGGAAUGGCGGUUUCAGUCGCGCAGGUGGUGGCAGGAGAAAUAAAGAGCUGGAGCGGUUGAAGAAGGAGCUGGAGCAUCUCUCCAAGAAGUUCACUCACAUGGAACAAGAUUGCAUCACCCUUAAGAAAGAUAGAGAUCAGAAAAAUGAGCAGCUGAAAUGUGUUAUUUCACAACUUGAAGCUAAAGAUGCUGAGAUCUGCACUCUGAAGAGGGAAAACUUGGGCGCUUGUGAACAAAAUCAACCUCAUGCUUCCAUUUCUUUUGAAAACAAAAUAGUACCCAUCAAAUCUGGAACAUACAAUUCUAAAUUGAAAGUUCAUCAAGCAAAUGGAUCAGCAGUCUCUGAACUGAAGCGGCGUAUAAUGAUUGAUGAUCAAGCAACUACCUCCUGUGAAGCUCAGGAAUGUUCCUUUAUGGAGAAGAGCACUAAAACUAAGCAUAGUAAGAGUACAGGAAUCCAAACUGAUGUUGGUCAAGAUGCCAUUGAUAUUGUCCAACAGAAGAGAACGUUAAAUGAUCAAGGAAUUGUAAGCAACUUGCAUGCAAUCUGGGGCUUAUAUGACAAAAGAUCAGGAAGCAACCUGGUGUUGAAGCUUCUUAGAUCUUGUUCAGCGGAAUUUUUUACACUUUUCAGGUGCAUCAAAUUGUCUUCAAAAUGUAAUCUCGAUGGACUGGCAAAUGAAAGCUUUUCAGAGAUACCUUUGCAUGACAGUAUACAUUCUAUUCAUUCAAGUGAUUCUGCUAAAGCUUCUCGGUUUUAUCAAUUACUAAUGAAGAUGCGUCAUGAGAUUGUACCUUUGCAGGAUUUUAUUGAUGCAUUACUAGAGCUAUGCAACCUUGAUAACGCUGUCGCCCAUGUGUCUAUGCGCAUACUGCAUGCUACCUUGCAACAUUUAGUCUUUGAUUCUGGUUUUCAGUGUACUCUGCGCAGGAGCAAUGUCUUUGUGGGUAAAUCUAAUGAUGAAAGCUUUACAGGCGAAGGAGCCAUUGCACAGGAGAAUCAGGUUAUGAAAUUUCAUGAUCUUCAAAUGACUGAUAAUGCAAGUGAAGCUUCGCCUGUUUCUUCUAUGGGGAAUUUAUGCAUGGGUGACGAUCAGGCUUCUAACACCGCUAUGUUUUUGUCUUUUGGAAGUUUGCUUAAAAUCUUCGAAAUGAUGGAGAAAAUUGUUGUGAGGAAUGUUGAUGAGUAUAUUCGUCUUGAGGGGUUGUUGAUCAUGAGUUUAAUCAUGAUGGAGUGCAAACCUAACAUAGAUAGGGAGAAGUUUGGGUCAGUACAUUUAUUGCAAACUUUGUCAACUCUAAUGAGCACGGAAGCUGGGGUGCAUGUAAGGAAACAAGCAGUGCGUCUUAUGUUUUUGCUGUUGAAUAGCCCAAAGAUGCUGGUGAUGCUUUGUAGUGGACAAGCAGAUUGUGCUGACCAUGCAAAAGCUGAUGAUACCCAUAAGUCUACUACAACAUGGAAAGGAGCAAUUAAAUCUAUGCUUGAAAAUAUCGCAGAGUGCUUAAACUUUAACAAAAGCUGUGCUGAGGAGCUCAAAUUUCGGAGGCGAGUGAUAAUUUUGUUGGCAUUUAUAGCAUCAUCUGGGAAACCUGGCUUUGAAGUUCUUUUACGUUCAGUAACCCCUCAGCAAAUCAAUUUCCUGGAGCUGAUCAUACAAUUAUUAGCAUACGAGAUGGAUGCUGAAAUACCAAAUAAUUGUGCUACCCAGGACUUGUGUAAGGAAAGGAUAUCUCUUAUUAGAGAAGCUCUGAUUCUACUAAAUCGUUUAGCAUCGCAUCCUUCCUAUGCUGAGAGCACGCUGCGAGUGUUAACUGGCAAUAAGGCAACCGCAAGUUUGACCAUUGAGGUUGCUAAUAGGCUGUCGAGGAGAAUCCAAGCUUACUUGAAGCAUUAUGGGGCUAAGAAAACACAGGUUUUGGUUGAGAUCAAUGAUCUUGCACGGUUAUUUCGGGUGAGAGUAUUUACCUUCCUUGGAGUUCCCAUUUCUUGAUCUCUCUCUCUACAUGGUUAGAAAAUCUUUUUUCUUGGAAAAUUUUGGUGAUUUUGUUUUGUGUAAUCAUAGUUCGGCUAUAUUGUAUAUAAUAUUUUGCUUAUAUCUGAGGUUGCAAAUUCUGUAUAUGAUAAGCAAAUUCUAUUGAUACUGUAGGUUUUGGUAGUUUUCAAACUUCUUUUUGACUUUUAAGGAAAUCUGUCAAAUUGUCUCUCUUUACAUUGAUAAUGGCUUUAUUAUUA
Molecule: messenger RNA, 2614 nt
Organism: Dendrobium catenatum
Lineage: Eukaryota; Viridiplantae; Streptophyta; Magnoliopsida; Asparagales; Orchidaceae
Exons: 13
Coding region: 12-2372 (786 amino acids)
Biological process (GO): DNA damage response
Source: RefSeq, a predicted model, not a curated record